UAUAUAUAUAUAUUACUACUCGUGUAACUUUAUGCCUAAUCCUCCAAUUUUUAUAAUAAUAGUUAUAUAUUUUUUCUAUGAAUUUUUUAUGAGUGGUUCCAUUUUUUUUCUGGUGAGAGAAAGCAGCUGGGUCUUCUGCUAAUUUUGAGAACACUGUGUUCAACAUCUCCCCUCGUGUUUCGAGCUUUAGUUACUUAGAAUUUUUUUUUUCUAUUUGUGGAAAACAGCUACAAAGUUGUAAAAUGAAUUUUUACUAACCUUCUUGCAAGUAUCGGAUCAGAUUCUAAAAGUUAUAAUCUUCAAUCUUUGUGCCUUCUUUUCUUGCUUUCUUUAAGAAGAAAGUUCACUUGCAUCCAAAGGAAAGUGUGAACUGUUUUAUGGAGAAGAACUGUGGGAGAAGAGAAAGUAUAAAUCAAAUAGGAUGUAUGUGGGUGUUCAUCAGCAUCUUUGGAUCUAACCAGAAGCGUUUCUUGAUGGAUAUGAAACAUGGUAGCAAAAGACUUGCAGGUAAUGAUGAGAAGGUGCAGCUUACCUGUUCUUCUGAGAGCUCUCAGGAUGUUUCUAUUGUUGGUGAUGAACAUGUAGAGACUAAGGUUUGUGAAGAAAAGUUCAGUGAGAUGAUCAAGCGGUUGAUAGCUCAGAAAGAAGGAGAGAUCCAAACCUGCAAGGACUUGUUAGAGGCUUUUCAAGUUUUGAGUUCUGAAGAAGAAUCGCUCCUCAAGAAGGUAUCACAUGAAGAUGCUCAAAGCAUGGGAGGAGAUUCCAAGAGAGUUGUAAUAGAAGAAGAAAGACCUGAAGCAGUCUCAAAACAAGAGGCUGUGGUGGUGGUACCAAAGAGGAAAUAUACAUUCUUCAGAAGGAAAUGGAGAUCAGAAGAGAGGAGAAACAGAACAUCUCAAAUUGUUGUUUUGAAACCUGCUCCAAAUAGUUUGGAUGUUGAUUCUAGAGACAACAAGUCCAAAACAGGAAGAACCUUUUCUCGGUUUCUUAUCGGUUUAAUCAAAAGAAGACUACACUCUGCCGUCGGUAAGAAGUCAUGUGAUGUUCUUGUUGAUAGGAGCCAAAACCGAUGCGUGGAAGAAGAGAUACAGAGUAAUGAAGAAGAGGUUACUGUCCAGACAAGUGAAGAUUCAAAGAAGACUAUGUCCGGCUUGUAUGUUGCAGCGAGGAAACACUUGUCUGAAAUGCUUGCAAAUGGAGAUAUAGAUGUGAGUUUACCAGAUAAGGAAGUGCCAAUAAUCCUGGGAAAGAUUCUAUCUCUCCCUGAGUUUUCAUCACCAGUAGAUAGCCCUAGGUUGAUCCCUGGGCAUGAUUUGGUUAGCCCUCUAAGCCAAACAACCGAGAAGUCAAAGAUUCUGCAAUGCGGUUCAUGUACAGAUGGUCUGACUGGUGAAGAUUCAGACAAAGAUGAUGAAACACUAUUUACCAUCAAUGUCUCUGUUCCCAAAGACCAAGCAAAGGAAACUGAGAAGACAGAGACAGAACCGUUAUCGGAAACUACCAGCUCUUCCAUUUCACGACAUGUCGAAGAUGUUGAUGAAGAUGUGUAUGAAUGCCGUGAAGAAGACGGAGAUAAACAAUCAUCAAAUAAGGAAAUGUUCAACCAAAUGCACUCUUCUCCUCCAGAGUCCCCACCAAGUUCUUCAGUUAGGAUGACUGAAUGCAAAGAACCGGCCACUGAUGUUCAAGGAAAGUUAAGCCCCGUCUCUGUGCUCGAACCUCUGCUUACAGAUGAUGAGAGUAGCCCAACAACAACAAGCACAAGGUUCAAUUCAGGUGAAGUGAGGAUACAACCACUCUGUAUAAGAUUCGAUGAAGCUGAUGAUUCUCCAAAACCAGACGAAUCCAACAAUCUCAAAACAAGCGUGGAUGACAAGAACUUGAUACUUGCAUACAUUGAAGCCGUUGUGAAAUCCUCAGGCUUGAACUGGGAAGAGCUUUUAACGAGGCCCUUUUACUCAGAACAGCUUCUUCUUGAGCCAGAGUUGGCAGAUGGCAUAGCUUUCUCUCCUACACAGCUCUGCGACGAUAAGAGUCUCCUUCAAGACUGUAUCAAUGAAGUUCUUAUAGACUUCUGUGGCAAUGAACUGAAUCCAGGUCCUUGGGUUUCGUUCCUGAAACCUGAACUCCAGCUAAUCUCAGACAUGGAGAUCGCAGCUAAAGUGGCACAAGAAGGGGUUUACUGGCAUCUCCUACGUUUGCCUUCACCUCACACUUUGGACCAGAUGGUGAAGAAAGACAUGGAUAGAACAGGAAGCUGGAUGGAUCUCAGGUUUGAUGUUGGUUGGAUUGUUUCCGGCGCAAGUGAAAUGAUCCUUGAUGAUCUAGUAGAAGAGAUCAUCAGAGACAUGGUUCAAGCUGAACCAAUGCAGGAGCAGGACAGCAACAACAACCUAUGAUGAGUCUCUUUUGUUUAGUUAGACUUUCGUGUACAGUUUCACUUUCAAUAUUC
Molecule: messenger RNA, 2452 nt
Organism: Brassica oleracea var. oleracea
Lineage: Eukaryota; Viridiplantae; Streptophyta; Magnoliopsida; Brassicales; Brassicaceae
Exons: 5
Coding region: 378-2399 (673 amino acids)
Source: RefSeq, a predicted model, not a curated record